AGAUAUUGUUUAUAAGCAGAUACAAUUAUAUAUUGUCUAGAAGCAGACGUUGUUGAACUUCGGUAUUUUCCGAUUAUUUUUUUUUUAGACCUAGCUAUUUAUAAAACUAAAGGAAACGAAUUGUCCUGAAUGAAAGCCUCUCCUUAAUACCAUGCAGAUCUUACACAAUGGAUUCAAAUAAAAUAACCACAGUGCCAGAUACAGAGGAGUCGUCCUUGAACUCAAUCAAAGAGAUAACCCAAAAUGACCUGGUAGUUAAAUUACAAAGAGAAAUGUUGUCUGGUUUUUCAAAGAAUAAGAAAAGUAUCUCUAACACUGAUCUAUCUAUGAAAACACCGAAACAAGAAAUUGACUUAUUUCUGAUAGGCAAAACCGGAAACGGAAAAAGUGCUCUCGGGAAUUCCAUCCUCGGACGAAAAGCUUUUGUCAGCAGAGCAUCGUUGGACUCUGUGACGGUAAAUGUUACUUACGACGUUGAUGAGCGCAAUGGAGUAAAAAUCAAAGUCGUAGACGGACCUGGAGUUGGAGACACAAGACUGGAUAAGAAAGAGGCAGUCAAAGACAUUUUAGAUAAGGUAGCCACGGCUAUCUCUAUCAACCCACAAGGCUAUCACGCAUUCCUGCUUGUUCUGAAGUAUGGAGCUCGCCUAACAGAAGAAGAACAGGAUGCAAUUCAGUUCUUAAAGAAAAUAUUUGGUGAGCGUUUCUUUAACAAGUUUUGUGUUAUUGUAAUGACCUGUGGCGAUAACUUUCGGGAUGAUGACGUAAAGGACUUCGGAAAAUGGGUCUCUGCUCAAACGUGUGCCAAAUUUCAAGCAUUGCUGAAAGACUGCAACAGUAGAAUAAUUCUCUUCGACAACAAAACCAAAGAUGACGCCAUCAAACAGGACCAGCUCAAUCAAUUACUUCAGAUUAUUUAUAAACUUCAGAAAGACAAUUGCCGAUACUCUGAUGAGCAUUUUCAGUCUGCGCAGACAGCGCGAGACUUUUUACUUUUAGAGUCUGAGAAAGAGAUCAUCUCUGAAGAUAUAAUGACUGAGGCCAAUUUGAUCUUUCUCAAAUUCCAGGAAAUUAUAAACAGCAUAGAGCCGUCCCUUUGCAAUCAUUAUCUAAACGAAUUGUAUGAAAGGACGAAUGAUUUGCUCACAAAGAUAAAAGACAAAGAUAAAGGUCUAGGGGUAUUGCACGAAUUAGUCAGUCACGUGGUGUCACUGGGAAGCUCUAUCAACGACGAGAUCAGACUGUCAGUAAAGCUGGAAGAAGAGAGAGAGAAGUUCCAGAGGAGAAUAGAAGAGGACGCCUUAUCCCAUGCAAUGAUUCUACAAAUGGAAAGAGAAGAGUAUCUCCGAGGAGGUAACCGAAGAGAAGAAGAAAAAAACCGCAUGCUAGAACAGCAAGUAGAGACCAUGAAAGAGAUGGAGGCCAAAUGGCAAAAAGAGUUACAGGAAAUACAAGAGAAGGUCAAGGCACAGUGGGCUUUAGAACACCAGGACAAUAAGUUACAAGAUCUAGGGGAAGGCCUGCAGACUAUUAAAGUCAAACAAGCUGAACAGAUCAAAGAAAAAAUCAAAGGCGGCAUUUUUUCCAAAAUUAAACAAACUUUUAAAAAACGUGACAGGAAAUUAAAAGCAAAGAAACAAUAUGAAACGCUUUUAUCUGACGAUGAUGAAUAAAUUGAUUACCAUUUUACAGCACAACUGUAUUGGAAACAGGUAAAGAAACCGAUUACGAUUGUACAUUGUGUAGUUGUAUUAAUUAGUUUGAUCAGUCAUGUACAUUUGUAAUAGAUCAAGACCAAUAAAUCUGUGCGAUUUAUAAUAUUUUUUUUACCUACAGUUUUCGUUUAACGCUAUUUCCUGCUUUUAGCUUUCUCAAUACGCCGUAGUCCUAUCACUUAUCUGGAACAUUUCAAAACUAAUGGAGGUGGGGGGGGGGAGUGGAAUAGGCAUAAGGAGGGCCCCCACAUGGGACUUGGGCCUCCGGCCCCGCAUGAUAGGAGGAUUUCAUUUCGGGGCUUGGAGGUACGCGCAAUAUGACAAGCCGUGUGUUAUUACAUGAUCAUCAAGUCGCCGGGGGACUCCUGACAGAGGUGUUGGCGAAGAGCCAAUUUCUCAUCCUUGUCACGG
Messenger RNA from Biomphalaria glabrata, 2126 nucleotides. RefSeq lists its product as uncharacterized. Gene Ontology annotation, molecular function: GTP binding. The record is from RefSeq and is a predicted model, not a curated record. The transcript has 4 exons. Bases 168 to 1673 code for a protein of 501 amino acids. Lineage: Eukaryota; Metazoa; Mollusca; Gastropoda; Planorbidae.